Molecule: messenger RNA, 4171 nt
Organism: Chelonia mydas (Green sea turtle)
Lineage: Eukaryota; Metazoa; Chordata; Testudines; Cheloniidae
Gene: RHOU
Product: ras homolog family member U
Exons: 3
Coding region: 791-1591 (266 amino acids)
Biological process (GO): small GTPase-mediated signal transduction
Molecular function (GO): GTP binding; GTPase activity
Source: RefSeq, a predicted model, not a curated record
AGCAUCACUGUCAAGCGGGAGGAAGGAGCCGGCAGGGACGGAACAGCCCGGGGCAGAGCAGGCGGAGAAGUGGCCGCUUCCAGGCAAUAGUCGCGGCGCGGGCUGUUUCAGCGUUCGAAGGGGAAGCGAAUUGGCCAAUGAGAAGCGGCGCAGCCACUGCCCGGGCCCCAAGCCUCCGCAGAAGCUCUUGCCGCCGCCAGGCUCCUUCUUUUCCAGUGGCCACCGCGAGGGGCGGCAGGGAGCGCCGCAGCGCCGCCUAGACCCCAGCGCCGGACUCCUCCCCCCGCCGCCGGCUGCCAGUGCAUCGUCGUGUCCUGUGGAGGCGGAGAGCCGGGGCUGGAGGCUCCUCAGUGUGCGGCGAGACGAGUGCAGCACGGGUAGGGCUCCCGCUGCUGCCGCCGCUCCCACCCCCAGGUGCCCCGGGAAGGCCGGGAUCGCGCCCCUUCCAUCCAGCCGCUGGAGCUGGCUGCUGUUCCGCCCCCCCAGCCUCUCGCCGGGGCGAGCUGAGCGGCGGGCAGCCGGGAAGCGGCUCAGGCAGCACCGUGCUGGCUCGGAGGAGCAGGAGCUGCCCCGGGCGUCCCGCACCGGCUGCUGGCGGGAGGAUCUGGAGCCAGAGGAGACCGGCGAGGGGGAACUCGGCUCCCCGCCGGAGGAGCUGCGCGGCAGGGGCGGCGGACCCUGAAGGGGCAGGGCACCCCUGUACCCAGGCCGGGCGCUGAGCCCCUCGCACCCCCAGCCCAGUGGCUCUGAUCCCCGCUCCGCAGAGCUCUCCUUCGCCGGUGCCAGGCGGAUGCCGCCGCAGCAGGAGGGGGAGGCGGGCUACAUCAGCAAGCCGCUGGCUGGCGGCUGCGAGGUGCCCCCGGUCCCCCCGCGCAGGGUCCGCAGCAGCCGGGCGGCGGCGCUGGGAGCGGCCCUAGGCAGCAGAUGCCGGACCGGGGCGGGAGCCGAGCCGCGCCGCAGCCUCAAGUGUGUCCUGGUGGGGGACGGGGCUGUGGGCAAGACCAGCCUGGUGGUGAGUUACACCACGAAUGGGUACCCCACGGAGUACAUCCCCACCGCCUUCGACAACUUCUCCGCUGUUGUGUCUGUUGAUGGCAGACCCGUGAGACUUCAGCUCUGUGACACGGCUGGUCAGGAUGAAUUUGACAAGCUUAGACCGCUGUGCUACACCAACACAGACAUCUUCUUGCUGUGCUUCAGUGUUGUGAGCCCUUCGUCCUUCCAGAACGUGAGUGAAAAGUGGGUUCCUGAAAUCCGAUGCCACUGCCCCAAAGCUCCUAUUAUUCUGGUUGGGACACAGUCAGACCUCCGAGAGGAUGUCAAAGUUCUCAUUGAGCUGGACAAAUGCAAAGAAAAGCCUGUUGCAGAAGAGGCCGCAAAGCUCUGUGCUGAGGAAAUAAAAGCAGCAUCUUACAUUGAGUGCUCAGCUUUGACUCAGAAAAAUCUCAAAGAGGUCUUUGACGCGGCCAUUGUCGCUGGCAUUCAGUACUCAGAUACCCAGCACCAACCAAAGAAAUCCAAGUGCAGGACUCCAGACAAAAUGAAAAAUCUCUCCAAAUCUUGGUGGAAAAAGUACUGUUGUUUUGUAUAGUAUUUGCGAGGACCUAAAUGUUGCUCUAGUGAAAUCAAAUAGAAGCUAUAUUAGCUUAAAUCUCACUCUGUAUUCUCCAGGUAUGUAGCAUAGAUCCAUAAGUGUGUUUAUGUUGCUAUUAGAAAUCUCAAUUUCCCCUUCUCUUUUGAGGGAGAUGGAAGAAUACAUAGGUAGGUAGUUCCUGUUAAAUCAGGUUAAGGAGUUUCAGCAUUCACCUGUCUGAUGUCAGAGUUUCCGGACUAGUCUUGCGUCAAGGAACACAUUUGUGAAGUUAGAAAUUGUACAAAGGGUUUGACUUUCUGUAUCUUGUAUUUGACAAGCUUAGACCGCUGUGCUAUACAAUGUAUAUAAAAGAGGGAGGAACAAAACUGAGGCCUUUGUGGAUAGGGCUAUUUAGAAGAAACACAGGACUAUGGAAAUAGAGAGCUCUAUAUAGAUGGACAAUUUUUAAAAACUAACACUGUGCCUCCAAAAUGACAUUUUAGCUUUAAAAACUUACUCCCUCUUUCCCCCCAUCUCCUUCCCUCAACCACUUCGGGGGGGUGGGGGUGGGGUGGACUUUAACAAUGUGAAACAAGAGGUGGAGUCUUCCCCCAAAUGCUGCUGCUUGAAAGGUCAUGCAUAUACCUCCAACACAUUGUUAGACUGCCUAACAUGUUAAGUAACUGAUGUAAUUACAUCUUAUUUGUAGCCUCCUGACUUGGAAAUCCUUUCUUCUCCUCUCUCUCUCUCUCUUUUACAUGCAGUAAUGUGCACGCCCUAUGAACAUUACAAAGUCCUACUUUGUUACAUUUUGAAUAGUCGUGGGUGCCUUUGUAUUUAUACAGACACCAUGACAGUUCAUUUAGAUCAACUGAUGAAAGAAUGUAAAUGCUGUUUUUUAAAAGGGAUGCAACAAAUGUCCAUAUAACACCACACAAAAUGUCUGUUUUAAGUCUACAAAUAUGAACUUCAGAAUGUUCCUCGCUGAGAGAUUUUCAUGCUGCCAGUUAAAUGAAAGGCCUAUAAAAAAGGCAGAUUACGUGCCAUAACCAAACACCAGAAAAGUGAUACUGCUGUGACCUGUUUCUGAUGCUGUUUUGAACAAAGUUCUUAUUUGUUUCCAAAGGAAGCAGUUGUUGGUCGGUUAAACUUGUUUUAGAUUAUAGUUGCAAAAUUGUGUUGAAACAAGCAGUGAAAUUUAACUGAUUCUUUCACAGAUACCUUCAACAAAUUAAAGUGAAGUGUGUUUAAAAUGUCAUUUAGUGGUUUGCCUAUUGCAGCAUCAAAUAUGACACAAUUCCUGGUCUAACAAAACCUACUGAAUUCCAGUCUGCUUUGUUUGAGGGUAUCAGUGGGUUAAUUUGACUAUUUGCAAGAUGUGGUUAACUCCAAGGCCGGUGUCUGCACAGUGAGUGAAAAGCCUUAGUUUAUAUUGUCUCUUUUUUAUGGCCCCAGCUUGCUUUGUUCUAUAUACUCCAAGCUCAGUUAUGUUCUGGCUUUAUUUUUUCUUUGGCAGCAGCCUUAAAGCGAGCCUUUGUUCAGAGUCUUCAAUUCAACUGGAAUUUUAACUGUUCACAAUUUUUUUCUCAUCAUAACAAAAUGGAUAUCUGAUUAUAAGAAAAUUAUGGAAACCAUUUGAAUUGAUAAAGUUGGCCACAAUUUACCUCCUGGCCUACUUAAAGAAAAUGACAUUAUGUAAAUGCAUUCUGGGAUAUAUUGGCUUAAGUGCCAUAAGCAAAAUUUCCCUCUGUUAAAGCAAAAUAAAUGCAUAACAUUCCAUAGCUGAACUUAAAAAAUGCAAUAGAAACAUUUUACUGAAGUCCAUGAGAUCUAUUCAACAAAAAUAUGUUGGCUUCUGCAUUGGGGCAGCCUGGAAAAUCAGUUUCUAUAACUCAAAAUUGGGAGGAUGUAUUUUAACUUAGUUGCAUGUGGUCCAUAAUGUUUAAUGGUUGUGAAAUUAACAGCUGAGUCUUGAUAUUCCUCAGUGUAAUGCUCUGACAUGAUUUCAAAUAUAUGGAGUCAUACUGACCAUUUGAAGAUGAUGAAGCUAGAUUUUUCUUGUGUAUUUUGCUUCUCUGUAAAAUGGACACAAUUGAUUUAAAAUGUGGAUUUUGGAAGAGGAGGUGAAAGUGAACAGCACCCAUUGCAAAAAUAACUGAAUUUGUUCCAUAAGAUUUUGAUGCUCUGUAUUGUACCAUACCAGAAGCAGACAGUUAUAUUUUUAUAAGUAGCCUGUUUCAUAGCGUCUGGAGUAGCAUAACCUUUAAAUGUAGCCAGCUGUGACUGUUUCUGAAAAUGUGAUGUAUAUAAGACUUGUUAUAGCCCUUUACUAGGUAUAUGUGUAAUAAAGUCUAAUAAUUUCAUGGAUACUGCUAUACAUGGGGCUACACAAGGUCUAGAUUUAGAAAUGUUACUUUUAAAAUCAGCAGUAUUUUACAAGUGCAAGAGAGGGAAGAUAUCUCCAUGUAGUCUAUAAUCUCAUGUGCCUUAUGAAAUUCUCUUCUGUUUUCUAAGUGUAGGCUAUACGGCAAAAAAUGUUUCAUGUGAGAAUGAUAUAAAUGAGGUAUUUGAAAAUAAAUUCUGAUCAGUGUAAUUGUC